AUGAAUGUCUUCUCUCAGCUCCAUAGCGCUCCAUUUUACUCUUGCCGGCUCCUCUCCUCCCGUAUCACCACUCCAAACCCUAAAUCGAAUGUCUCCUUUCGCCUCACUUUCCCCUCUCCUGCUACCCCCGCCGCCACCCUCUCCACUUCGGAUCUCUCGGCUGACAUCAACAAACCUGUUGUCGUCGUCGGCUCCGCAAACGCCGACAUAUACGUCGAGAUAGACCGGCUUCCCAAAGAAGGCGAGACUGUCGCGGCCCGCGAUGGCCAGACCCUCCCCGGCGGGAAGGGUGCUAAUCAGGCAUGUUGCGGUGGCCGCCUUGAGCACCCGACCUACUUUGUAGGCCAGAUCGGCGAUGAUGCGCAUGGACGACUUAUUGAGGAUGCGCUCCGUGGUGGUGGUGUUCGGCUUGACCGCCUCGCGCGAGUCUUUGCAGUUCCUACGGGCUUUGCUGUAGUCAUGCUGAAGCCUGAUGGUCAGAACUCUAUUAUCAUCGUUGGAGGUGCGAACAUGAAGGGAUGGCCGGAGAAGGUGCGUCGGGAGGAUCUGGAGAUGGUGGUCAGUGCCGGUGUGGUGCUGCUCCAGCGGGAGAUCCCGGAUCGAAUCAACAUACAAUUUGCUGAG
Molecule: messenger RNA, 624 nt
Organism: Phalaenopsis equestris
Lineage: Eukaryota; Viridiplantae; Streptophyta; Magnoliopsida; Asparagales; Orchidaceae
Product: ribokinase-like
Exons: 1
Molecular function (GO): kinase activity
Source: RefSeq, a predicted model, not a curated record